This is a messenger RNA of Diospyros lotus (date-plum), 1986 nucleotides long. RefSeq names its product light-mediated development protein DET1. Gene Ontology annotation, biological process: carbohydrate metabolic process; protein ubiquitination; positive regulation of proteasomal ubiquitin-dependent protein catabolic process. Bases 297 to 1871 code for a protein of 524 amino acids. The transcript is spliced from 11 exons. Gene Ontology annotation, molecular function: ubiquitin-like ligase-substrate adaptor activity; ubiquitin protein ligase binding. Gene Ontology annotation, cellular component: nucleus; cullin-RING ubiquitin ligase complex. The record is from RefSeq and is a predicted model, not a curated record. Lineage: Eukaryota; Viridiplantae; Streptophyta; Magnoliopsida; Ericales; Ebenaceae.
AUGCGGGUAUGUCCACUUAUCCAUCCGACUGUACGAAUCGAUCGACGACGAAGAAGAAGAAGAAGAAGAGCAGAAGCGAACACGAAGAAGAAGGGAAGAGAAUUUCAAGGGCAGGCCUGCUCUCUGUGCGUUACUGCACUGCUCCAAUUUUGCUUGCGAUUUUUCUGAAAAUUUUCCUACAGUUGAAUCCUUGAGCAAUCGGUGCUAUCUCGACCCGAGGCAAUUAUCGUUUCAUAUCGACGAUUCCCCCCUCAUGGUGGCUGCCAGUAAUACGAGCAACUGAGUUUCUGGACCUGAUGUUUAGGAGCAACAACAUCGCUGCCAGGGUUUUUGAGCGCCAGAUUGUGACUCCGGCUCCGGGCACCAAUAUUCAUCGUGUCAGGCGGUUUUAUGAGAAUCUAGUCCCAAGUUGUACCAUAUAUGAUGUAGAAUGUCCUGAUCAUUCAUUCCGCAAAUUCACUGAUGAUGGUCAGUACCUUAUAACUUUCAGCAGAAAUCAUCAGGAUCUGAUUGUUUAUAGACCAACAUGGCUGUCAUUUUCAUGCAAAGAAGAAGAUUGUGAUACCCAUGACCUUCCCUUUAAAGCCAAGAGGUUUGAAAGCUUUUUCACCCAACUAUACUGUGUACAACUUGCUUCCGGCAGUGAGUUUAUAUAUAAAGAUUUCUUCCUUUACAUAGAAAGUAAUCAUUUUGGACUGUUUGCAACUUCAACUACACAAAUUCAUGAUGCACCUGCUGCUGGUGGAGCUAUUCAAGGAGUCCCAUAUAUUGAAAAGAUAACAUUUCACCUUGUGAGAUUGGAAGAUGGAGUUAUUCUUGACGAGAGGGUUUUCCGCAAUGAUUAUGUUAAUCUGGCCCAUGGUAUGGGUGUGUUUCUGUAUGACGAUUUAUUGGCUAUCGUGUCUCUCCGCUAUCAGACAAUACACAUUCUCCAAAUUAGGGACUCUGGAAACCUUGUUGAUGUUCGAGCCAUUGGGGAAUACUGUCGUGAAGACGAUGAGCUUUUUCUAAAUUCCAAUUAUCAGGUGCCUGCCAAUCAUGUUGUGAAUGGUCUUCAGCACAAUCACCCUAUUUCAGAUAGCUCUUUUCUGAGUGGUAUCAAACAGCGCUUGCUUUCAUUCAUAUUUCGUUCGAUAUGGAGUGAAGAAACUGAUGAAACGCUGAGAAUUCAGGACCUGAAGAAGAAGUUUUACUUCCAUUUCCAAGAUUAUGUUGAUUUGAUUAUUUGGAAGGUGCAAUUUCUGGACCGGCAUCACCUACUAAUCAAGUUUGGCAGUGUUGAUGGAGGGAUGGCAAGAAAUGCUGAUCACCAUCCAGCACUGUUUGCUGUAUAUAACAUGGAGACAACUGACAUUAUUGCGUUUUAUCAGAAUUCAGCAGAAGAGCUUUAUUUCUUAUUUGAGCAGUUCUGUGAUCACUUCCAUGCAAUGUCAAAGUAUUCAUUGAAUGUGAAUUUCAUAUCAUCUCAUUCAAAUAAUAUUCAUGCUCUUGAGCAGCUAAGGUGCAAUAGAAAUAAAGCCACCAGCUUCUCUCAGUUUGUGAAGAAGAUGCUGGUCUCUUUGCCUCUAAGCUGUCAAUCACAGAGUCCUUCUCCCUAUUUUGAUCAAUAUCUCUUUCGAUUUGAUGAAAAGCUGAUUUCUGCAACUGAUCGACCUAGGCAGUCCACAGAUCAUCCUAUCAAAUUCAUUGCAAGGAGGCCACCGUAUUCAGUGAAAUUCAAAAUUAAAGCAGGGCCUGAAGCUGGUAGCACAGACAGUAGGACAAAGAAAAUCUGUUCAUUCUUGUUCCACCCAAUUUUGCCUCUGGCUCUCUCGGUCCAACAUACUUCCUUUUUGCAGCCAUCAGUUGUAAAUAUCCACUUCCGCAGAUGAUUUCAUUUUCUGUGUUGUUGCCGGAUAACGGGAUAUCUAGCAAAAUUGUACAUACACAUGCACAUUAUUUUGCUCUUAUGCCUUAAUUUAACCACUAGUUGCAGACUUUUACUAA